Nannochloropsis gaditana CCMP526 is the source of this 684-nucleotide messenger RNA. RefSeq names its product LL-diaminopimelate aminotransferase. Gene Ontology annotation, molecular function: L,L-diaminopimelate:2-oxoglutarate transaminase activity; pyridoxal phosphate binding. The record is from RefSeq and is a predicted model, not a curated record. The transcript has 5 exons. The coding region runs from base 1 to 684 and encodes 227 amino acids.
AUGGGCGGUUAUCUCUUCCCGGAAAUUGCCCGCCGACGAAGUGCAUUCCUUGAGGCCAACCCUGAAGCGAAAAUUAUCUCUCUGGGCAUCGGCGACACCACUCAGCCUAUCCCUCCCCACAUCCUCUCCGGCCUCGUGCACGGGGCGUCCAAGCUCGGCACCCCGCCGGGCUAUUCUGGGUACGGACCCGACCAGGGCGUGAAGGACCUGCGGGAGAAGAUCGCGAGCACGCUGUAUGGGAACCGGAUCGAUCCUGACGACGUCUUCGUCUCAGACGGCGCUAAGUGCGACAUAGGGCGGCUGCAGGUCAUGUUCGGCAAGAACGUGGUCACGGCUGUCCAGGACCCGUCCUAUCCCGUGUACGUGGACACGGCGGUGAUCAUGGGGCAGACGGGCCUGAUCAACGAGCAGAGUCGCCAGUUCGACGGCAUCGUCUACAUGCCCUGCAACCCCGGCAACGACUUCUUCCCCGACCUGGCCGCCCUCCCCCAGCGCCCGGACGUCAUCUACUUCUGCUCCCCCAACAACCCGACCGGCGUGGCGGCGACCAGGCCCCAGCUGGAAGCCCUCGUCUCCUACGCCCGGGAGCAAGGCAGCGUCAUCGUCUUCGACGCCGCCUACGCGCCCUUCAUCCGGGACCCGAGCCUGCCUAAGGGAAUCGCGGGAAACAUCUCGAAGAGCUGA